Linum tenue is the source of this 513-nucleotide messenger RNA. The record is from the annotation of a GenBank genome assembly. Lineage: Eukaryota; Viridiplantae; Streptophyta; Magnoliopsida; Malpighiales; Linaceae.
AUGAAGAGAUUCCCCGCACCGGCCGCCGGAGAUACUCACCAGCUGGACGACGUGGCCAGCUGCUUGAUUCUCCUCUCCAAGAUCGCAGCCGCCGACAACGACGCCGUCGUUUCCCGGUCCACAACGGCAGCGGGUGGCGGUCGUUUGUUCGAGUGCAGGACCUGCGGGAAGAAGUUCUCGUCGUUUCAGGCCCUGGGAGGCCACCGGGCCAGCCACAACAAGCCCACCAACAAGAUGGGCCCGCUCGUGUUGGCGGCGGAGAAGCCCAAUCCCAAGACCCACGAGUGCAGUAUCUGCGGAUUGGAAUUCGCCAUGGGCCAGGCCCUUGGAGGCCAUAUGAGGCGACACCGGGCCGCGAUGAGUUUGCUGCCUGCGGUGGCGACGAUGAAGAAAUCCUCCGCCGCCGCCGCCAAGAAUCGGGUCACGUGCUUGGAUUUGGACUUGAACUUGACGCCGCUGGAGAAUUACGACUUGAGGUUGCAGCAGUUAGGGGAUGCCCUCCAGAUUGUUUGA